Messenger RNA from Heterobasidion irregulare TC 32-1, 1149 nucleotides. RefSeq lists its product as uncharacterized. The transcript is spliced from 4 exons. The record is from RefSeq and is a predicted model, not a curated record. NCBI's taxonomy places the organism in Eukaryota, Fungi, Basidiomycota, Agaricomycetes, Russulales, Bondarzewiaceae. Gene Ontology annotation, molecular function: protein binding. Bases 1 to 1149 code for a protein of 382 amino acids.
AUGAGCGCAGGAGAUUCCGUUCUAAAGUUGAAGGAGAGGGCUAAUGUGGAGUUUCGCGCGGGCAUGUACAAGACUGCAAUCCAACUCUACACAAAGGCUCUCGAAUGUGCCGGGCCCACGACCUCUCUGGAAUUGAAGCGUGCGAUCAUCUCCAACCGUGCUCAAAGCUACAUGCUCUGGGGAGAUAUCUGCACCGCCUUUCGAGAUAACAACCUUGCUCUCUCCCAAGAGUACACGGUGCCAGAUUCCCCCAAGGUGCUGACUACUAGAUGUCUUUUUCGACGUGCCAAACUACACUAUAAGUUCGCUCGCUACGACGAAGCGCGCGCCGCCUUUGAGUCCUUUGAACGUGUCCGAGAGGAGAUUGGACAAGAGAUCAGUGUGAGGGAGCGUGAUUUGCUCUCUCAGAUAGAGAAGGCGAUCAGCGAACCAGGAGGCAGCGAGGCAGGAGAUCGCGUCCAGCUCUUGCGAGCCGUUUUUUCGUGCGGCAUCAUUAUCCAGGAUCAGUAUCUCGCUACCUUCCCGUACCAACCGGGUUCCCAGAUGAACGACGAUGAGGACAACAUGAUCCUUCAGUUCGGCCCCAACUCCUAUCCGCGGAAGAAGAAUCCGACCUCCAGGCCCCUAUCAGUUCCAUUUGUGAUCUUUGCUCCUGGCCUGCAAGUACCGGGCGGAAAGUCGUUCUCCGGCCGCAUGGCUAUUACCGAAGACGGAGACGGAUACGGGGACGAGAAUCCGUCCAUCGGCGUGCAUAUCGAAGAGAUGAUCCUCGCUUCCUUCUCGCACACCUAUUCCAACAUGACCCGCUCACGUUGGCCAGAGAUUAUGCCGUACUUUCCCAGAAUGAGCGCCACGAUCAUCCUCCCGACGCAGAAAGGACGGCUGCUCGUCAUUCUAUUUUCAACACAGUUGAGGGAUAUCUGGGAGGGUGCCAAGGAGCCCGGAAACACUACUUCCCCGUUCACAAAUUUACGCACCAUCCGCAGGGCACGGGAGUUCGAGGUCGGCGCGGUGAGAUUGACAAAUGGCUGUAUCCAUAUAUAUGUUAUGCCGAGCGAGAACGUUGCCGACUUCGCAUUGCUCACCUGCAGAGCUCUCAGCGUGUCAAAAUGGGAAAGCGCCGUAGGAGCACUCGGCAUGGACAGCUAG